Vicia villosa (hairy vetch) is the source of this 846-nucleotide messenger RNA. RefSeq lists its product as uncharacterized. NCBI's taxonomy places the organism in Eukaryota, Viridiplantae, Streptophyta, Magnoliopsida, Fabales, Fabaceae. The transcript is spliced from 4 exons. The record is from RefSeq and is a predicted model, not a curated record. Gene Ontology annotation, molecular function: nucleic acid binding. Bases 1 to 846 code for a protein of 281 amino acids.
AUGGGUAUUGGUGGUGUACUAAUGCAAAAUGGACAGGUAAUUGCUUAUGCUUAUAGACAACUGAAAGUUCAUGAAAGGAAUUAUCCUACGCAUGACUUAGAAUUUUCAUACGUAGUGUUUGCGUUGAAGAUUUGGAGACAUUAUCUUUUUGGCUCUAAAUUUGAAGUGCUUAGUGAUUACAAGACGAAUAUAAUGGUUGAUGCAUUGAGCACAAAGUCUUUGAAUAUGUCGAUGCUCAUGGUGCAUAAGUUGGAAUUGAUUGAAAAAUUUAGAGAUAUGAGUUUAGUAUGUGAAGCAACUCCUGAUAGUAAUGGAGGUGAGUUUCGAGUUGAUAAGAAUGGUGUGAUGAGAUUCAGAGAUAGAGUGUGUGUUCCAGAUAUCUCAGAACUUAAGAAGAGUAGUCUCGAGGAAGGACAUAAAAGUGGUUUAAGUAUUCAUCCAGGUUCUAUAAAGAUGUAUCAAGACUUGAAGAAGCUUUUUUGGUGGCUUGGUACGAAAAAUGAAAAUGGAAGUAGGAUAGUAUUUCCAUGGAUUUUUGUGUCGGGUUUGCCAAAGACUUCUAAGGGGAAUGAUUCUAUUUUGGUGAUAGUGGGUAGAUUAAGUAUUUUGGAUCAUUUCUUACCGAUGAAGAUUAAAUAUCCUAUGCAGAUGUUGGCUGAGUUGUAUAUCAAUGAGGUGGUGAAACUACGUGGAAUGUCAUUGAAUAUUGUGUCAGAUAGAAAUCCGAGGUUUAUGUCGGAUUUGAGUUCUUCUUAUCAUCCGCAAACAAAUGGUCAGAUGGAGAGAACUAUCCAAUCUUUGAAAGAUUUGUUGAGGGAUACUGUGUUAGACCAAGGGGGAGCUUAG